This is a messenger RNA of Bipolaris sorokiniana ND90Pr, 1614 nucleotides long. RefSeq lists its product as uncharacterized. Gene Ontology annotation, molecular function: nucleobase transmembrane transporter activity. The record is from RefSeq and is a predicted model, not a curated record. The transcript is spliced from 2 exons. The coding region runs from base 25 to 1614 and encodes 529 amino acids. Lineage: Eukaryota; Fungi; Ascomycota; Dothideomycetes; Pleosporales; Pleosporaceae. Gene Ontology annotation, cellular component: plasma membrane. Gene Ontology annotation, biological process: nucleobase transport; transmembrane transport.
AAAAAAAGACGGAGUUUCGAUACGAUGCGUUUCCAACUCUCAGACAAAGAGACCUCCCGAUGGCUCAACAUAGACAUCCGUCCACUGCCCCCCAGCCGCCGCCAAUGGACUGCAUGGACCUAUAGUGCCUUCUGGCUCGCUUGGCAUGUCUCUCUCACUAAUUUUACCAUGGGCUCCUCGCUAGUAGCCCUGGGCCUCUCCGUCUGGCAAGUCAUGCUCGCCAUCGUCAUCGGUCGCGCCAUAAUCGCUGCCAUUGCCGUCGCCGUCGGUACCAUCGGUGCCGACUGGGGAAUUGGCUUUCCUGUAUACUCGCGCGCCCUCUGGGGAAUGCGCGGGUCCUACGUCCCCAUGUUCCAACGCAUCGUGUGCGGGAUUGUAGGAAUAGCAUUGCAAUCCUAUCUCGGGGGCAUUUGUAUCACGGCCAUGCUGAGUGCGAUGUUUCCUUCUUUCCACCGGAUGCGGAAUACGCUGCCGGCUGGGGCUAAUGUUCAGACGCAGCAGUUGAUUGGCUGGGUGCUGUUUAAUUUGAUCACGGUGCCUUUUUUGUGUGGGAAGCUGGAGAAGAAAAGGAUUGUUCGCGUUUUCGUUGCGCUGAAUGCGUAUUCGUUCUGCGUGCUUUUUGGUAUUAUGAUUUGGGCGGUGGUGCGAGCUAAGGGGGCAGGACAAUUGUUGACAGAGGGCUCGCUGCCAGAUAGUGAUAUCGGAUGGGGCAUCUGUAAGGCGGUUACGACAGUGGUUGGCUCCAUUGCGGUGGGUUUGAUGAGCCAGCCUGAUUACACGCGGUUUGCACGUACGCCGGGCGCCCAGGUGACGGGCCAGUGGACGUCUAUCAUGGUGUUUGGCACGCUGAUGCCACUCUUUGGGUGCAUCACUGCAUCAGCAACCCAGUCCAUCUACGGAAAAGCCAUCUGGAAUCCUACAGAGAUAGCCCUGCUCUGGCUGCAGAGAGAUUACUCUGCAAAAACCCGCGCCGCCAGCUUCUUUGUGUCAUUGGGUCUCAUGCUGUGCCAGCUCGUCGUCAAUACUUUUGAGAACGGAUUCAGUACUGGCAUGGAUCUCGCUGCUCUUGCACCCAAGUAUAUCAACAUCCGACGCGGAGCUCUCCUUGCGCUCACAAUCGCCUGUGGUACUUGUCCGUGGCAGCUCUUGACGAAUGCAGCCGUCUUUCUCAACGUCGUCGCAUCGUAUACCAUCAUCAUCGGUCCCAUUCUUGGUAUUCAGAUCAUCGAUUACUUCGUCUUGAGGAGUCGCCGCAUUCAGCUCUCUGCUCUUUAUGAGAUUAAUCCUGAUUCGGCGUACUAUUACACGUACGGUUUCAAUCCGCGCACGAUUCUCGCAUGGAUAGUGGCUUGGAUACCACAAUUACCAGGGUUUAUCAACGCAGUCAACCCAAAUAUCCACGUGCCGUUUGGAGCUGCAAAGCUUUAUGAUCUCUCCUUUCUUUUCGGCGGAACGGUAGGGGCUUUGAUAUAUCUUGGAAUCAACCUUGUGUUCCCUCCGUCCAAUCUGGGGCAUGUGGAUGAGGCUGACGUAUUCAAAGUGUCUUCUGAAGAGGAAGCUGGGCAGCGUAGUAUCAAAGCGAUCGUCAAGCGGGAGGUAAAUGAGGUAGCCUAG